Messenger RNA from Neogale vison (American mink), 1218 nucleotides. It is a transcript of the gene PRR30, whose product is annotated as proline rich 30. NCBI's taxonomy places the organism in Eukaryota, Metazoa, Chordata, Mammalia, Carnivora, Mustelidae. The record is from RefSeq and is a predicted model, not a curated record. The coding region runs from base 1 to 1218 and encodes 405 amino acids. The transcript has a single exon.
AUGGAGCCUCAAAAUAAGGACCAGGUGCUGCUCCAGAACGCGGAGGACCCUGGGUGCCCCCCUCUGGGCCCCUCCCAACUUGAGGACUCCCCAUCCAGCCACCCCCAGCCUCUGUCUCCCCAGCGAAGCCCCCCCCUCUCCUACUCUCCUUGCUCCCCGGGCACCCCACGGUCCCACUCUCCUGGCUCCCAUUUCUACUCUUCUGACUCAAAUUCUGACUUUAUCCUACACCCUCACUCUUCCUCUCUCCCAAGUUCCCCCAGCUUCUUUCAUCAGAAUUACACCUCUCUCUCCCUCCCACCCUCUUCCUCUCCCUCCCCUGGGCUGUGCCCCUCCCCGGCUCACACCCAUUCCUCCUCUCCCUCUCAGCCCCAGAACACCCCUCUCCCCCACACUCAGUGUCAGCCUCCCUCCCCCCCAGGAGACUGCCCUAACUCCACUGUCACUUCCCCAUCCCCCAGCCUACCUUCUGGUGGUGUCCACUCAAAUAGGCAGGCGUGGCCCCAGGAUCAGUACGGGGACACCAGGUCCCCUGGGCUGGUGGGGGAAUGCGUGGCAAGCGAGAAGGACCCUGCGGAGUUCAGGGACCCAGGAGCCCUGGCCCAGGCCCUGGUGGCCCAUCUGGGGCACCGCCGCAUUGCUCGCGACCUGCAGCUACUCCUUUUGCAGCGUAUGUGGCUGGGCAGACCUGGCCCGGCCCCCGUUGUAGAAUAUCCCGUAUGCCUGGUGUGCCUCAAGCCCCGCAGCCCCUCUUGCCCCAUCCCCAGGUACAGGACUGGUCCCCGGCUGCUUGCCUUCCCCCAGCUACUGCCCUGUGCACAAGGCCAGGAAUCCGGACCACUCCGCAUAGGCAUUGGUUUUGGCCUCCGCCUGCCUCGGGGCCAGGCCAGGGCCUUGCACCUGUUGCCCGAAAGAAGGCCAGAGGCAGCAGGGCCUCAGGGCAAGGCUGCUCAGGCCCAUGGACAUCAAAUCCAGGCGUCCCCGGCUCCGGCAGCUCAAGCACCAGUGGCUCAGGAGCAGGCAGGUCCAGCCCAGGGCACAGCCUCCCAGACCGCCAGCCUCAGAUCUGCAGGCCUCCAAUCACCAAACUCUACGUGCUUUUCGGAGCCUCAGCCUCAGGCACCCAAACAGGCCACCGUCUGCCUGAAACCCACGCCUUCCUCUGCACCCAAGAGGCCAGUCUCUCCAGAACCCAUUCUCCAAAAGUCACCAGCCUAG